AAGAGAUCGAGAAAAAAUCGACUGCUGCGCGUCGCGAAAAGUGCGUGUGUUUCAGUAAAAUGUUUUCUCUCAAUUGCAGCGGAAGUCGGCGAAAUAAUGACGGAAUCGUUUCCGCUGCAUGAGUGCGUCUUUAACGGUGAUACCCGAAAACUGUCGUUGCUGCUCCGGACACACGAAAUCGCCGAAAAGGACAAGCAUGGAAACACUCCACUCCAUUUGGCUGUUAUGCUCGGAAAGAAAGAAUGUAUCUUCCUGUUGCUUGCACAUGGCGCACCGGUUAAAGUAAAAAAUUCACAAGGAUGGUCUCCAUUAGCAGAGGCGAUCUCGUACGGAGAUCGACAAAUAAUCAGUGCAUUGCUAAGGAAACUGAAACAACAGGCCCGCGAACAGAUGGAACAACGGCGCCCAAAUCUGGUAAAAGCCCUCAAACAGAUGGGUGACUUCUAUAUGGAGCUGAAGUGGGAUUUUCAUUCGUGGGUUCCACUUAUCUCACGCAUUCUUCCCUCGGACGUUUGUAAAAUUCAUAAGUCUGGCUGCUCGAUACGACUCGACACGACGUUGGUCGAUUUUUCCGACAUGCGCUGGGAGCGGGGUGACAUUUCGUUCAUCUUCAAAGGCGAAAACCCUCCGAAGGAUUCGCUGACAGCGCUCGACAAUGAGUGCCGCUGCUACCAGCACGUCCGGCACGAGGAGACGGAGAUGGAAAUCGAGGAUGAGGUCGAUAUACUGAUGUCGAGUGACAUCCUUGCAGCACAGAUGUCAACCAAGGGUAUUAGUUUUACGAAAGCACAAUCGGGAUGGAUCUUCCGCGAAGAUCGGCGGGAAACGGUGGCUGGACAGUACGAUAGCGAUCUCUACACCAUAAACGGAUUGACGCUGGAGCAGCGUAAACGUCGGGAACAUCUGUCACGGGAUGAUCUACAGAAAAAUAAGGCGCUCAUGGAGUCACUGACGAAGGGAGGCCAGAGCCAACAGGGCGGUGUCGAUCAGAAUGGAGAGAUUUAUCGGCGAGAAUCGCUACAACCGCCACCUAACAGUGAGGUUACCUGGGAGGAAUACGUUUCGGCUGAGCCGGGCCAGUAUCCCAACUUAGGUCGUGAACUAGUGUAUAAGGAAUCAAGCAAAAAUUUUAAAGCAACAGUAGCUAUGAGCAAAGACUUCCCACUGAGUGUAGAUAUGCUGUUGAACGUGCUGGAAGUAAUAGCACCAUUCAAGCAUUUCAGCAAGUUGCGUGAAUUCGUAACACUGAAACUACCCAGCGGCUUCCCGGUGAAGAUCGACAUCCCCAUCCUGCCGACAGUGUCGGCCAAGAUUACCUUUCAAAAGUUCGAAUUCCGGGACGAUAUUUCGCCUGAUCUGUUCGUCAUUCCGGAGGAUUACAAAGAGGACACAAUGAGAUUUCCUGAUUUAUGACCUUUCGAUAUCGACGGACUAAAUUCACGCGCGCUGCUCUUUGCCGUCAGCCGACCUGGACAAACCGCACCGCAGUCGCCUGUCUCAACCAUUGGUAGCGAUGGGCAUGUGGGAUACUCGUGUUCACCUUCUCCACAAUUAUUGAUACGCUCGUGCAUGAUCCUCGGAUGAUCUGGCUGUUCCGAUGGAAAGUUAGCCUAAACUGACUUACAAGUUGUUCUCCCUACGCAAAACUCCCAGUUUCUGUCGUCACGAUCGCGUUGGUAUUGAACAAUGCAGUAUCAUUACAGGCAAUUGUAUGCCAGUUUUCAUUAGGCUUUGCAACAGAAAUUGUUUGCUUGUUUUGAGGUUGUAAAAGUGAAAUGGAUGCAUAUUGAGUCUAGCAAGAAGACAACGGACGCGAAACGGUAUUACAAUUGUUAGCAUAGUAUUUUAUUGUCCUACUACAACAUGCUGUAUUUUGGAGCGGCCCGGUGGCAUGAUGGUAGCCGGUAGCCGGUCUUCACACGAACGGACCGGACCAAAUCCCAUCCGGACCAAUCCCCCGUAGCAAGGACUGAUUAUCCGGCUACGUGGUAAAAUAAGUCGAUACGGCUAGGCCGUUCUAACGAAACAAAAAAAACAUGCUGUAUUUAAGUGACAGUAUGCAAUCGAAGGAAAGGGUGUUCAUAUAAAGUGGGAAGCUGUCUCCAUUCUUCCAGCAGCAAUGUUCUUUCCCUUCUUUCUAGCCUCUGUUGGAUCUCCUAUUUGUUUGUAAAGAGUAUAUUGCUAAAGUCAUCUGAAACAUUCACUUACAGGGCCGUUUUUUCAUAAGUCUAGUAUGUUUUAUCUAAAUAAUUCCAGCUAACCAAUAUCUGCAAUAGAGAUGAAAUAAGAUGCAUGUGAAGACCGUCGCUAUAAAAUAUGAAGAAAAAAGCAAUGCAUUAAUAAGACACUCUAAACGAAACGAACCUGAAACACAGACGGUGAAAUGAGGAAAGAGAAGAAAAAACGAAAGGAAUACAAAUUUUUGGUGUACGUAGCAGGGAAACGAAUUUAUCAACAAUUUGACAACCACAUAAGCUAAACAAACCUAAUCACAAUGAACUAUAAAAUCAAUGAAGUAAGGAAAAGAUAAAACGAUCCAAGAAAAUUUUACAAAGCAUGAUAAAAACCAUUACCAUCGUUCAGUCCAGCAGUUGUUUGAUAUUUGUGAACCUGAUCGGUAUGCAAAUCGGCUCUACAAAUCCCAUCCAUUUGUCUAUUAGUAUAUUAUCAUUUUAACGCGAUGUUACUAUAAAGUUCGGUGGUCUAGUAGUAGUUGGUGUAAUUUUUCCAACCCCGAACAUGGUAGCAGAUCGUACUUUGAACUUUGUGUAUUCGGAUCGAUGCAGCAUGUCUGCAACUGUGUUCAUUGUUUGGCCUAUACGGCCUAGAUGAAAUAAUACAGCGUCCAGGAAAAGAGUCGUUUUAAAACACGGGGGCAGUAGAGGAACAAUUUGUCAAUGGGAUGUCGAAGGGGGUCGAAGAAGAAGGGGAAGAAAACUGAAAUGCAAAUCUUGUACGCUUGCUACCAAACGGAUAUACAUACAUGUGUUUCUAAACCAAAAUUUGUAAGAUGUUUCUUAAAUGGACUAACUAAGCGUUUGGAGAUGAGUGUGGAAAUCGCGAAGAAGACAAAGAAAGCAUACAAAGAUCUAUUAAUUCAAUUGAUGUUUAUUUUCUAGAGGAAAGAAAAAGGCAGUGGAGGAUCAAUUCCCUUGGAGGCCCAGGGCGAAAUUGUAGUUGGGGCCUCUAAUUUUAA
Messenger RNA from Anopheles moucheti, 3196 nucleotides. Its product is annotated as ankyrin repeat domain-containing protein 13C. NCBI's taxonomy places the organism in Eukaryota, Metazoa, Arthropoda, Insecta, Diptera, Culicidae. The transcript has 6 exons. Bases 97 to 1413 code for a protein of 438 amino acids. Gene Ontology annotation, molecular function: protein binding. The record is from RefSeq and is a predicted model, not a curated record. Gene Ontology annotation, cellular component: cytoplasm.